This is a messenger RNA of Nipponia nippon (crested ibis), 585 nucleotides long. Lineage: Eukaryota; Metazoa; Chordata; Aves; Pelecaniformes; Threskiornithidae. The record is from RefSeq and is a predicted model, not a curated record.
AUGGCAACGCUGAUCUUCAUUGACAAGGAGAAUGGUGAAGUUGGCGCUGCUAAGAAUCAGCUACGGUUCCCUUCGGGAUCUUCGAAAGUCUUAUCUGAAAGAACACAAGUUAACACUCCGCUUCCUAAAAAAGCAAUCAGUACAUCUCCAGCCACAUCUCAGUCUGUCAGAAAGGCUCUUGGAAAUGUGAAUAGAACUGAAGAAGUCACGAGCAAGAUGGAAAAGAUAAGACAGAAAAAUCAGCCUUGCGCUGCAAACAAAAUUACUGAAAAGACUGCUGGAUUAGAAAGUUGUGAUGCAGUGGCUGAAGAAGACUGGCCAGAAAUAGAAAAUAUGUUUCCUUUUGACCCUCGAGACUUUGAGAGUUUUGAUCUUCCUGAGGAGCAUAAAGUAAGCAACAUCAACCUCCAUGGUGUUCCUCUCAUGAUAUUUGAGAGGACAUACGACAGAUGCGUGAACAUGGUUCCUUCACCUGUGAAGAUCGAAGAUAUUUCAUGGGAGUCUAACUUGCUACAAUCGACUGCUGACUUCCUUGCUACCCUUGAUGAGAUCAUUGACAUGCCACCUCCGAAUUAUGACCUUUAA